Molecule: messenger RNA, 618 nt
Organism: Selaginella moellendorffii
Lineage: Eukaryota; Viridiplantae; Streptophyta; Lycopodiopsida; Selaginellales; Selaginellaceae
Exons: 2
Coding region: 42-269 (75 amino acids)
Source: RefSeq, a predicted model, not a curated record
CGGGUUUCUGCUAUUGAGGGCAAAUCUUUAGGUUCUUGGCUAUGGAGAUUGAUCGCGUCAAGCCACAAUGCGGCGACGACAAGACGCGGGAGGCGGCGAUCGAAGCUGAGGUCGAUCGAGUGAAAAAGCUGCCGCGAUCAAGCGCGUAUGCGAUCCAUCGUCUCAAGGUCCUGGGCAAAAUGCUCGAUCUUCUCAAAAUCCCACGCCAGGACCGGACUUCCACGGAGGCGGAUGAUCUUGAGCGAUUGUUCGCGGAGCUGGCGUUUUGAAAGUAUCAUACAUGGGAGGAAAGGUCUUUCUAUUUUCUCCUGCUCUUUCUUCUUUCUUUGUGUUUGGGUACAUGAAAGUGAUGGAAUCGAUCAAAACGUCGACUUAGAAAAAUCUCUGGAAGCAUCAUGAUGUCUACGCCAUCGCUGGGAAAUGGAUGUGUAGCAACGUUGGAAUCACUCGUAGCUUGGGCUCGCCACCACAGCCAUCAUCCGGAAGAUCCUUGGGAAAGGUGCGAUCGGCUCCACCGGCAACAGAGAAACGAUUCUGUGAACUUCAUUGGUCGACAAGUGCUAAGCUACUACGAGGACUCUUGCCACUGACGAGAAUAAAAAUGGCUUUUUCUUUUCA